This is a messenger RNA of Darwinula stevensoni, 1071 nucleotides long. The record is from the annotation of a GenBank genome assembly. Lineage: Eukaryota; Metazoa; Arthropoda; Ostracoda; Podocopida; Darwinulidae.
AUGCCGCAGGGACGGAACAAGUGCGUGAAAUUGAAGGAUGGCUAUGGGGGAAAAGAGGGACUUGUGGUGAUACUUCCUAUGCUGUGUCCUUCCAGAAAAAUAAAGGGCCCUCGAGUCCGGGAGAUUCUGACCCCGCCCUGGUCCCAGGCAGACGAGCCGAUGCCACCUGGACCUGGCCUCGUACAUCCCCAGUCCCCGUGCCGAUUCACCAGUUCUCUGGCUCUGGGACGGAGGAGUCUUUUCUUGCAAUCCUUUAUGGCUCUGCGAGAGAUGUGCAUCAGUGGGGAGACCCUGCCAGUCCAAGAUCCCUUCCACGCCAUUCGCCGCCACUUGGCCGCUGCCUACCCACAUGAUCGGAGUCUCAAGUCAAGUGGGGGUCAGGUGUUGGAGUCAUGUCGAAUGAGCAGCCGAAGACUUUUGACCAUCCUGGGAGGAAACGAAUUCCGAAAUGCAGUCCUCGACGGAACCAAAAUACUUCUGGACAACAUCCAUGAAUCCAUCACGUCACCCAGAAGAAAGAAAACGUCCAAAAAGUGUCUCAGGGAGACUUUGAUUCAGGACUCCAUCCAACUUGUGAGCCAGUUGAUGGCAAAAGGAGACUGGAGCCAGGAAUUGAAUUGCUUGGUCCUGGAAGAAGUUGUCACCUUUGUCAUGAGACUUUUGGACUUCAUCCUCCAAAUAUCUGGGAUUAACAAGGUGGAAGAGGUGCAAAAUGCAGCUGAAGUAGUUUACAUGUUUGCUCAGCAUCCUAUCAGCGGCCCUGUUAUCAUUGACCGGCUCAUUCAUCAGCUGACUAUGAUGUUGAUGAAGCCACAAAGAUGCCUUAUUGUCGAAAACCUAGGCCAUUGGUUUAAAAUCUUAUUCCUCUCUGUGCCAAAACUCUUGGCUCAUGAUACCAACAUUGGUGACAGUGUAUUGGCACAGCUGUCAUCACUUUGGCAGAAGGUUCUGAUGGGAACUACUCGCUCCCAAUUUGCUCAGAUCGAGUGGGGAAUCUACAGUGUUUGUCUCCUUUUAGAGGAACUAGACUUGCAAGAAAAGAUUAAUUUAAAACAGCCAACCAAAGAAUAA